Staurois parvus is the source of this 472-nucleotide messenger RNA. Lineage: Eukaryota; Metazoa; Chordata; Amphibia; Anura; Ranidae. The record is from the annotation of a GenBank genome assembly.
UAAUAUUAGUGCAGAACACUGUACCUUUAAUUUAAAAUGCCCUUGGAGUCUGCUGGGGAAGAGAAAUAAUACUGUCACUCAGUAUGACAUGCAGAUGAGUGCCGUCGAUCUUAGAAUCACCGCACACUUCACUCAUUUGGCCAGUCACGGGGGCCAAAACCAGUGUUUGGAGCCACAGUGUGGCGGUGGAGGCAGCAGCAAUGGGAGGCCAUACAGCACCCUAUGACAAAAAUGGAAACCAGCAGGAGGUGAGGAGACCUGAAAGUGGCACAUGGCAGAGUGUGGCGAUGGAGACAGCAGCAAUGGAGGGGGUCAGGGACCCUUUAGAGACUCUGGACCUGGCGCAGAAAGAGGGGCGGUAUAGGGGCCAAUGGCAGAUUAGGGGGCCGGCAGCACAUCAAUGGAGGCCGUACCGGGACCCCUGAGAGACUGUGGGCCCGGCAGCAGCAUGAGGAGGCGGUAUAGGGGCCCA